Molecule: messenger RNA, 4650 nt
Organism: Vombatus ursinus (common wombat)
Lineage: Eukaryota; Metazoa; Chordata; Mammalia; Diprotodontia; Vombatidae
Gene: RNPEPL1
Product: arginyl aminopeptidase like 1
Exons: 14
Coding region: 1-2205 (734 amino acids)
Biological process (GO): proteolysis
Molecular function (GO): zinc ion binding; metalloaminopeptidase activity
Source: RefSeq, a predicted model, not a curated record
AUGCCGCCAUUAUAUGGUGCCCUCGAUAGAAACAAGGAAUUUGAUGAAGGGGCAAUUGGUGAUGUAAGACUGGAGCUCAGCAUAGAGACUGGGCUGCCGCUCUCGGAGACCCCAGAGCCCCGGGGCGCGCUGGUGAACGGAGAGCCGGAGGAGCGGGCCGGGCGCACAGCCGGGCGCGCGCGCAGGGCCCCAGGGGAGCAGAGCCGGCACGGGGCUCCGCGGCGAUCCGGACCCGGGAGCCCGGGCCUGGGCCCGGCCAAUUGUGCGCACGAGACUUCCCGGGACGGUCUGAGCAGCCCCGGCCGCCGGCCCUCCCUCGGCCCGCCCCGCCCCGCCCCGGCCGCCGGCCCUCCCCGCCCGCCGGACCCCGAACCCCCUCCGGCACCCAGCCCCCCGCCGCCCCUGCCCACUUUUCCGGGCGCGCCGCCGGGGCCCUGCCACCCUCUGCUCUUCCGGGUGGAGCCCUUCACGGACUACGGCUCAUCCCUGACCAUCAGCCUCCCCGGCGCGUUGCAGCCCCACCAGCCCUUCCACAUCGUGCUGCGGUACACCAGCAGCGACGCCCCCGCCAUCUGGUGGCUGGAUCCCGAACUGACCUACAGUAAUUCCAAGCCAUUUGUCUUCACCCAAGGCCACUCUGUGUGCAACCGCUCCUUCUUCCCCUGUUUCGACACGCCCGCGGUGAAGUGUACUUACUCUGCCACCGUCAAGGCUCCCGCCGGGGUGCAGGUGCUGAUGAGCGCCACCCAAAGUGCCUACCUGGAGAAGGAGGGCGUGUACCAGUUUCACAUGGAAUAUCCAGUGCCUGCCUACCUGGUGGCGCUGGUGGCGGGAGAGCUUGUGCCAGCCGACAUCGGGCCCAGGAGCAGAGUAUGGGCUGAGCCAUGCCUCUUGUCGACGGCCACAAGCAAACUGUCUGGACUGGUGGAACAGUGGCUGAGCAUAGCGGAGAAACUGUAUGGGCCCUACCUGUGGGGCAGGUAUGACAUUGUGUUCCUCCCGCCCUCCUUCCCGAUCGUGGCGAUGGAGAACCCCUGCCUGACCUUCAUCAUCUCCUCCAUCCUGGAGAGUGAUGAGUUCCUCAUCAUUGACAUCAUCCACGAAGUCGCGCACAGCUGGUUUGGCAAUGCGGUCACCAACGCCACGUGGGAGGAGAUGUGGUUGAGUGAGGGGCUGGCCACCUAUGCCCAGCGCCGCAUCACCACCGAGACCUACGGCGCUGCCUUCACAUGCCUGGAGACAGCGUUCCGCCUCGAUGCCCUCCAUCGCCAGAUGAAGCUUCUCGGGGAGGACAACCCUGUCAGCAAGCUGCAGGUCAAACUGGAACCAGGGGUGAAUCCCAGCAACCUCAUGAACCUGUUUACCUAUGAGAAAGGAUACUGCUUUGUUUACUACCUGUCGCAGCUCUGUGGAGACCCCCAGCACUUUGACUCCUUCCUUCGAGCUUACGUGGAGAAGUACAAGUUCAGCAGUGUCGUCGCCCAAGAUCUUUUGGAUUCUUUCCUGAAUUUCUUUCCUGAGCUGAAGGAGCAGAGCGUGGACAGCAAAGCAGGGCUGGAGUUUGAGCGCUGGCUCAAUGCCACGGGGCCUCCGCUCGCUGAGCCAGAUUUAUCACAAGGCUCCAGCCUGACCAGGCCCGUGGAGACCCUCUUCCGGCUGUGGACGGCAGAGCCUCUGGACCAGGCAGCUGCUUCAGCCAGCAGCAUCGACAUCACCAAGUGGAAAACGUUCCAGACUGUUCUCUUCCUGGAUAGACUUCUGGAUGGGUCCCCACUGCCCCAGGAAGUGGUGAUGAGGCUCUCCAAGUGUUACUCUUCGCUGCUGGACUCCAUGAAUGCCGAGGUCCGCAUCCGGUGGCUCCAAAUUGUCGUCCGCAAUGACUACUACCCAGACCUCUACAAAGUGCGGCGGUUCCUGGAGAGCCAGAUGUCCCGCAUGUACACCAUCCCACUCUAUGAGGAUCUCUGCACCGGUGCCCUCAAGUCCUUCGCCUUGGAGGUUUUCUACCAGACCCAAGGCCGGCUGCACCCCAACCUCCGUAAAACAAUCCAGCAGAUCCUGGCCCAGGGCCUGGCCUCUCCAGCCCCCACGGACACCCCCACCCUGGCCAUCGCCACAGACACCCCAGCCCUGCUGCUGGAGGACAAGCCCCCCGAAGCCACAAAUGGUGCCAUCUCUCUCAGGGACGUCAAUGUGUCUGCCUAGCCUCACCCCUUGUUCUGGGGUGGCCCCCCAGGCCCCCAGUGGUAGUCUCUUGGUUUGGGAUUGCUCGGCGGUUCCAGCUACCAAGUUGAAUGUGCCUUCCCAUGCCCAUCCUGGAUGGGGCUCUGGAAGGGGGUCCUGGACUAUUACAAUUUUAGCCCUGCAGUGGGCAUCCUGAAACCCUCCCUGAGCUCAGAGCAGGGCUCCCUGAAAAGACUCCUUGGUACUCUGAGAAGUCUGCCCAGCAGCCAUCCAGGGAUGGGCUUUGGUCAAGGGGCAGUUGGCCACUUACCUCAGGGUUCCGGGUUGCGUAGGGGAUGGGAGGGAUUCUCUGCCCCUUGGGAAACAAGCAACCUCAUUACCACUUCCUGGGAUGGUAAAAAGCUAGGAGGGUCUCCUGCGAAAGGGCAAGACCACUUGAGCCUUGACCCUCCCGAUCUGCCCCGAGUUUGCACUUGGAGAGUUUGGAGGAGGGGGCCGUCCCCCUGGGAGGCAGGCCUAAUGAGUGUCUUAUGAUGGGGCUUGGGAGCAUAGCAGGUGAGAGCAACCCUUCCCUUCCCCCCUGCCCCCCCCAGGCUGCUCCUGCAGGGAUGCCCUGGAGCAGCCUUCAGGCUUGGUUUCUUACUGUCUCCUCCCCUCUCCUCCUUGACCCUGACGACCACCACACUGUGCCUUACGUCUACCCGAGGAGGCGUAGGAUGAGCCUUUUUCUAGACAUGACCCUCCGUUCCCAGUGACCCCCUGGAGCCCAAAUUCCUGUCUCCCUUUCCUUCAUUCCUGACUCUCCUUGGGGGACAACUUACAAGCCAGGGUCGGGGGUGGGCUUUGUAUGUUGGGGCUAGGCCCAUGGAGAGACUGCCAGAAGGCAGAGAUGGUCAGCUGACCAGAGAGGGGACCCCUCAACCUUCCCUCACCCCCACCCCACCAGGUGAGAUAUGAAGCCAGCAAAGGCAGAUUGAGGAGGGGAGCCGGGAGGAGAUGUCAAUGCAGAGGGUCACAGGGGUGGGUGGGAAAGGUGGCGGGCACCUUGCCAGCCCAGAAUCUCCAGCCGAGGUCAGGGAACCAUCACUCUUGGUCAAACAGGAAGAUGUAGCCUGGCUGCCCCAAGGUUGAGGCAGUGUGAGGGCUUUGGGGAGCCUGGGCCUCUCGCCUCUGUGGACUUUAGCUCCAGGAACAGAUGAUGGUGACUAAGCAUCCCGCCUUUUAUCUAUCUGCACCUCGGCUUUAGCCCUGUCUGGGGCCAGACUGGGACGAAAGCAAUAAGACCCCCCCCCCCCCAGGAUAGGUCCCCACAGGACUCUUUCCCAGCCGUGCCCUGCCCCCCCCACCCCCAACUUGCACCAAUCCUGUGAUGAAUAUUUGACUUCAUUGCCCUGUCUACAGGGAGAUCACGUCAGGGAGGGGAACGUGCCGUUCCCCAUUGAAUAGAAACUGAUUGGGGAGGUACGUCCUCCCCAGGGCCCCUGGCCUUACCACUGAGGGGUCCGAAGCCCCAGACACCACUUCUAGGGGCCGUGUCCUGACCAGGAGCGGCCGCUGUGAAAGCCAGCCUUGAGCCCUGAAAGAGUGCCCAUCCCACCACCAGCCUAGGAAGGAACCGGUGACGUUGGCAUGAGAGCCUCAUGCUGUCCCCACUACACUUUGUGCCCUUGUGCUCUGUGUCUCCUGAGCCUGGCCCAUCCUCACCCUCAGCAGUGGGGUUCAGUUCCCCCCCGGGAGCUGGCUGCCUUGGGUGGGGAGCAUCCUGGGGUGGGGGUGGGGACAGACUGGAUGACACUGUGAGCUCCUUCCUGUGAUUAACCCAAGUGGAGAGGUUUUGCAUUACUAACUACAGCUUCCUUCCUCACAGGAGACUUUUCUGACAUGACCACUAAGACUGCAGCUGCUGCCUUGGGGAGGGGAGUGGGAUGGGCAGGAGGAAUUGGAAAGAUAAGAGAGAAGGUAGUACCUGGACCGUGGGAGCUCGCCUGCCCUGCUCUAGAGGCCCUGGCAGAUUCUCAGAGGCAGGGGGAUGAGUAGGGAAGGCUAAGGUGGGAGAGACAGGGGUGAGGAGAGCCCAAGCUGACGUGGUCGGCAUGGAUGGCUGCUGGUGAAGCAUCCUGCCGCAGCGGAUGGCUCCGGGGUUUAGUGAUGAGCUUUGCCCCCUCAGAAUUCCUCCUGUGAUUUCAGCAGGGGCACAUCCUUUUCCUGACCCUGCUUGCCCCAGACAGGAUGCCCUAGGAGUGUGAUAGUUACUUUGGUCCCAGCAUUGACCUUCCAUUCCUGGUCAAACCUUUCAAGGGAGUGGACUUUGCUGCUCCCUCUCUACUCCAUCAAUUCCUACUAGACUGUAAGCCCCAUGAGGGCAGAGAUUGUGUCUUAUCUAAAUUUUGUAUCUCCCACGGAACCUAGUACCAUGCUCUGCACACGGUUGGUGCUUAAUAAAUGUUGAGUUGAACACUUUCCUCA